GUGUCACUGUCAUUUUAGCGAAAUUUGCGGGUAAAAUUCGUUUUAGGUCCGAUUUCAUAUUGUGAUGUUACUUUAGUUUUAGGAAAAAUGAACGACGUUCAAAGUAUUAUUGACCGUCAACUUGGGAUUUAUUCUCGCUUCAACUACGAUAAUAUAUUAAAGAGGCUAUCGGUACAGAGUGAGGAGUCUUUUUACGGGCUACAGACCGCCAGUUCGCCAGCGAACUUCGAUCAAGAUCCUCCAAUAUUUGCAUGCCGUUUUUCUGAAGCUCCAGGCUACGAACAUAUCCUAGCACUUGCUAACGAGGAUGGCCGUGUUGCCAUUCAGGAUACCAGAACACAGAAAACUGCUAGCACACUGGAAGGAUUCCAGUGCCACAACAAUGCCGUCUUUGACCUCGCAUGGAUGCCACAGAAUAUGAAAUUUGUUACAGUAUCGGGCGACCACACGGCGUGCCUGUGGGACGUGGCGGAGGCGGCGCCGCGGCGCGAGCUGGUGUUCUCCAGCCACACGCGCUCCGUGAAGACGGCGGCGUUCCGGCCGACCGACCCGCGCGUGUUCGCCACGGGCGCGCGCGACGGCCGCGUGCUGGUGUGGGACGCGCGCUGCGCCGCGGCGGCGCUCGUGCUGCGGCCCGACCUGUGCCUGGCGGGCUGCCACGCCGUGCCGCCGCGCGCCUCGCCCCGCGCGCGCCGCCCCCGCGCCGACCCGCGCGCGCUCAGCAUCACGGGGCUCGCCUUCCGCGACGACCUGGCGCUCGUCUCGUGCGGCGAGUGCGACGGCAACAUCAAGGUCUGGGACAUGAGGAAGAACUACGGCGUCUACAAGCGCGAGCCGCUGCCGAGGCACUCCAUCCCGUACUGCGGCAGCUCCGCGAGGAACGGCUACACGAAUCUGAUCAUCGACGACGCCCGCGUGCGCCUCUACGCGAGCUGCAUGGACGACGUCAUCUACUGCUUCAACGUGUCCACGUUCGGCUCGCUGCCCGAGCAGCGGUACGUCGGCCACGAGAACAGCACGUUCUACAUCAAGACCGGCCUCAGCCCCGACGGCGCGUACCUCGUCAGCGGCAGCAGCGACAAGAACGCGUACGUCUGGAACGUGAAGUACUCGCAGCCGGUCGUGCGGCUGAGCGGGCACCGCGCCGAGGUCACGUGCGCGGCGUGGUGCCAGCGCGGCGACACCAAGAUCGUGACGUGCAGCGACGACGCGCGCCACAAGAUCUGGCGCGUGGGGCCCGAGGCGCCCGCCGGCGAGCUGGCCGGCCGCGCCGAGCUCACCCCGCGCGCCGACGGCGGCCCGCAGUGGGGCCGCGACCGCACGCCGCACUCGCUCAAGCGCGCGCGCCGCGCCGAGCCCGCCACGCCGGCCACGCCGGCCACGCCCGCCACGCCCGCGUCGCCCGCCUCGCCCGCCGCGCGCGCCGCGCCCGCCGCCAAGCGCGCCGGGCCGCGCCGCUGCCUGGCCGAGCUGCUGGGCGCGCGCGACGCGGACGCGGGCGCCGCGAAGCGCCAGCGGCUGGACGCGCCCGCCGCCGCCGAGCGCGCCGGCCGCCGGCGGGCCCGCGCGCCCUCGCCCGCCGCGCCGCCGGCCAAGAGGAGGCGCUCGCAGCCGGAGCGCGCCGCCGACGCCUGGCCGCCCGGGGGGCCCGCGGGGCCCGCGGGGGGCGGCGCGGCGCUGUCCCCGCGGAGCCCCGCCGCCCGCUCGCCCGAGGGGGAGCCCUGCGGGGCGGUUAAGAUCAUCGCCUUCACGACGCCGACGAAAGAUUUGCCAAAUUUCGUUUUAAACGGGGAGGCGCCCCACCUGAGGCUGAUGUCGCCGGUCCGGAAGAAGCCGGAGACGACGGACUGGUUGACUCUCAUGGUCCGCGAGCGGAGAGGUAAGGCUUCGGACGCUACCGACAAGCCGAGCGUUGCAGCACCGUCUAGUCCGAAGGAAAACAUGCCCGUGCGUAGGAACUCGGUUACGGACAAAAUGACUAAAUCCAGUACUAAGAGUAGAACUUUACUCAAAUAUUUCAGUGUCGCCAGAAAAGAAAAAUAAAAAAGCUGUAAAAGUUGAUUUAUUUUAAUCGCUAAUAUAAACGUUACAAUAACAGAAUAUUAGCUUUUAGAUUCACGACAAACAUCACUGUGACACGACACUGGUAUUUGACAAUUUUUGCAUUAGUCUAUGUGACUGCGGCCUCUGAGAGCAGAGCACUGUAGGGAGAGUUGGAUUGCCAUAUAUGUGUUGCUCUAGUUUGUUCAGACUGCUCAUAGCUAACUAAAAACACAUCUCUAUUAGAUUAAAAAAAUACAUGUUUUUCAACAAUUUCUUACAAGACAAAAUUAAACAUUCAAUUGUUUUUCAAAUUCUAUGCUAUUCAUAUUCUCAAUUCUACAUUAUAUAAUAGUAACGAUUUGUUUUAAGGAGGUCAUCUAAUGUAGGUAAUUUCAUAACAUAUCCAUGCCGAAGGGAUCAAUGUUCAAGUUAUAUAUUAAAGAAAUAAUUAUAAUUGACUGGCUCAUCGGUUUAGUGGCUAAUUAUUAGGCUGCAUAAUAAUAUGCCGAGGCCAUGGGUUUAAAGCCCAGGUUGUUAUCUGUCAAAGCAAUCUCAGCAGCAAUGUUAAAACUCCCCGUAUAGCAUGUACAGCUGUCUGUACAGCACCUACGCCUGAACUCCCCGCGUCCCAUCGGAGUACAAGAGUGAAGGAAUAGACAGAUCUCUUGUGCCAGUCUGGUCCCCCUUGAGAAUAGUCAGAGUCGCUCACAGAGUCGGAGACUUCUUAAAUAAAAAUGCAUACUUAGUUUGUUUUUGUAUUCUUUGAAGUUAUUUAAGAAUCAGUUUUUUCUUCUUCAAAUUUUGUCAAAUGUCACUGAGAUAUC
This is a messenger RNA of Nymphalis io (European peacock), 2867 nucleotides long. It is a transcript of the gene l(2)dtl, whose product is annotated as protein lethal(2)denticleless. Gene Ontology annotation, biological process: mitotic G2 DNA damage checkpoint signaling; proteasome-mediated ubiquitin-dependent protein catabolic process. Gene Ontology annotation, cellular component: nucleus. Gene Ontology annotation, molecular function: protein-macromolecule adaptor activity; protein binding. Lineage: Eukaryota; Metazoa; Arthropoda; Insecta; Lepidoptera; Nymphalidae. Bases 88 to 2043 code for a protein of 651 amino acids. The transcript has 4 exons. The record is from RefSeq and is a predicted model, not a curated record.